Molecule: messenger RNA, 4476 nt
Organism: Argiope bruennichi
Lineage: Eukaryota; Metazoa; Arthropoda; Arachnida; Araneae; Araneidae
Product: neurogenic locus notch homolog protein 1-like
Exons: 39
Coding region: 62-4324 (1420 amino acids)
Source: RefSeq, a predicted model, not a curated record
AAAUGAAAAUACAUAUUAAGACAUCUUCGAUUGAAAGAAUAAGUGAUGCAUACUUUUUAAAAUGCUGUUCGGAAUAACAUUUUUAGCUUUAUUUUGUAGUUUGAAUGCGUUUUUCUUAAAAGACGAUGAACACACUUUUCAUGAAGUGAAUUUUAAUUCGUCACUUAACAAGGAUGGCGAAUUUGAGCAUGGAUUUGGGGUUUUUGACUCGGAUACUUGCUCUUGUAAAAAUGGCCGCUGUGUGAAAGAUUCUAGAGGAAAUUGGAAAUGUCUGUGUCAGCCAAGACAUUCCCUAAAAGGAAAAGAUUGUGAAUUAUGCGACUGUGGAAGGAAUGGGAAAUGUAUCUUCACUGAAACCUUUUCCGAAGAAACUAAGAAUAUUCUUUACGAAAAAAAGUGCGUGUGUGACACAGGAUAUGCAGAUAGAUAUGGCACUUGUACUGAAUGCUUAUGUGGAAUAAACAGCAAAUGUGAAUUUGAGUAUGGUGAAAAAAACUGCUACUGUAUGGAAGGUUACGCUGAGCUUAAUGGGGUCUGUACAGAAUGUAAUUGCGGGGAAGGUGGUUAUUGUGAAUUUCAAAAUGGACAGAGGAUUUGUACAUGUUACGAAGGGUAUCAAUUCGAUGGACAUAUUUGUAGAGAAUGCGACUGUGGGGGAAAUGGUUACUGUAAACUAGUUGAAGGCGUUAAGGUUUGCAGUUGUAACCAAGGCUUCGAAUUUGACGGAUAUGUUUGCACAGAAUGUGAUUGCGGCUCAUAUGGUAAAUGUUCAAUCAACGACGACGUAAAAAAAUGCGACUGUCAUAGUGGAUACUCUGAGAAAGAAGGGAGAUGUGAAGAAUGCGACUGUGGUUUAAAUGGUGUGUGCAGUUUUGUGAACGACAACAAAUUUUGCUCUUGCAAUCCGGGGCAUGCUGAGAAGUACGGAAAAUGUGAAACAUGUGAUUGCGGCUUAAAUGGUUCCUGCCGUUUCUAUGGAGAAGAAAAGAAGUGCUCUUGUAAUGCAGGAUAUGCUGAAAAGGACGGAAUAUGCACAAGUUGUGACUGUGGUUCGGAUGGUAUAUGCUCAUUUGAAUAUGGCGUAAAGACGUGCAAUUGCAAUAUUGGGUUUUCAGAGAUGAAUGGAAAAUGUGAAAAAUGUGACUGUGGUUGGACAGGAAGAUGUCUAUUUGAGGGAGAAAAGAAAAGGUGUGAUUGUGAUUAUGGUUUCGCAGAGAAAAAUGGACAAUGUGAAAAAUGUGACUGUGGCUGGCAAGGAAAAUGUUCAUUUGAAGGGGAAGAGAAAAAGUGUGAUUGUGAACAUGGGUUUGCAGAGAAGAAUGGACAAUGUGAAAAAUGCGACUGUGGCUGGCAAGGAAAAUGUUCAUUUGAAGGUGAAGAGAAAAAGUGUUAUUGUGAACAUGGUUUCGCAGAGAAGAAUGGACAAUGUGAAAAAUGUGACUGUGGUGAUGAAGGUGCAUGUUCGUUUGACGGUGAUUUUAAAAAAUGCGACUGUAAAUAUGGUUUCGCAGAAAGAGACGGACGUUGUGAAGUUUGUGAUUGCGGUGAAAACGGCGACUGCUCUUUUGACAGAAAUAAAAAAAAUUGUGCAUGUAAAGAUGGACAUUCAGAAAGAAAUGGAAAAUGUGAAAUUUGUGACUGUGGUAAAAAUGGCUGGUGCCACUUUAAUGGCGAUGAAAAAGUGUGCGUAUGUUUACAGGGAUAUUCAGAAGUAAAUGGAAGAUGUGAAAUUUGUGAUUGCGGCGAAAAUGGUCAUUGUUCUUUUGAUGGUGGCAAUAAGAAAUGCGAAUGUAAAAAUGGAUAUGUUGAAAACGAUGGAAUAUGUGAAGUUUGUGAUUGUGGUUUCAAUGGCCAAUGCCUUUUUAUUGGUGAUAAGAAGUCGUGUAAAUGUAACAACGGAUAUUCUGAGAGAUUUGGUAAAUGUGAAAUAUGUGAUUGUGGAGAAAAUGGCCAGUGUCUCUUUGCAGGUGAAAAAAAGUCAUGCAAGUGCUCAGAGGAAUAUUCUGAAAAGGAUGGAAAAUGCGAAAACUGUCAUUGCGGCCCACAUGGCCCUUGCGCUUUCGAUUAUGGAGACAAAGUAUGCUCCUGUAACAAAGGUUACUCGGAAAAGAAUGGGAAAUGUGAAAUUUGUGACUGUGGUGAAAAUGGCUAUUGCUCAUUUGAAAAAGAUGAAAAAAUAUGUAAAUGCGAUUUAGGGUAUGCUGAAAAGUAUGGAAGAUGUGAAAUUUGUGACUGUGGAGAAGGAGGGUACUGCACCUUUAUAAAUGGAGAGAAAACAUGUGAAUGUGGUACUGGAUACUCAGAAAAGAAUGGAAAAUGCGAAAUUUGUGAUUGUGGUGUGCGUGGGUGGUGCUACUUUGCCGGGGAAGAAAAAAUAUGCAAAUGCGAAGAAGGAUAUGCAGAGAAGAAUGGAAGAUGUGAAGUUUGCAGUUGUGGGAAAAAUACGGUUUGCAAAUUUAUAUAUGGAGCGAAGGCUUGCUCAUGCCUUCCAGGCUACGUUUUCAAUGACGAUAAAGCAGAAUGCGAAGAAUGUGAUUGUGGAGAUCAUGGAACUUGCACGUUUCUGGAAGGUAAGAAAACAUGUACAUGUGAAGAAACUUUCAAGGAAGACUUGGGGAAGUGCAAAGAAUGCGACUGUGGAAAAAUGGGUUAUUGUUAUUUCAAAAACCAUAGCAAGACAUGCGACUGUAAGGCACAUUCCGUGGAAUAUAAAGAAACCUGCAUAGAGUGUGACUGUGGCCCUCAUGGUACUUGUGGAUUCAGCGAAAACGGGAAUAAAAUAUGCAAAUGCCAAGAAGGUUAUGCAGAACGAAUCAGUACCCGAACUUGCAAUGGAACUUGCCACAAUGAUGGUGAGUGUGCCAACGGAGGUACAUGCGUGGUGGAAGAAACAGGAAAAUUCUGUAAAUGUCAGCGUGGAGUGACUGGUGAUAGAUGUGAAACUAUCGAAGAUUGUGUUGCAGGAAAGUUUCGAAACUGUAAGGGCGAAUUUGGCACGUGCACGUUCGACGUAGCAACUAAGGAAGCUAAGUGCACAUGCUCUGUGGGAAAGAAAGUUCAUCCUAUAGAAAACGUGUGCAAAGAGUGCGAUUGUGGGAAAAAUGGUGAAUGCGAGAUCGACAAGCUUGGAAGAAAACAUUGCGAUUGCCAUGACGGCUUCGCUGAAAGCAUACGAAGAAAUAAAACAUUUUGUAAAGAAAUGUGUUCUGAGGACAGCGAUUGCCACAAUGGAGGAGUAUGUGAAUCGGAAGGAAAUAACAAAUUUUGCAAAUGCAAGCGAGGUUUAAGCGGAGAUAGAUGUGAAAUCAUUGAUGACUGUAUCACAGGAAAGUACCGGAAGUGUAAUGAUUCAUGCCGUUAUGAUUCUUUCCGUGAAACAGCUAUUUGUAUAUGCAACAAAGGAAGAUCUUUUGAUGAGACAGAAAAUAUUUGUAAAGAAUGUGAUUGUGGCGAGGGAGCUUUGAAUUGCACUUUCGUGCACCAACAGAAACACUGCGCAUGCGCAACUGGAUUUGCAGAGGAUAAUGGACGAUGUAAAAGACUACAGCCAUGUGAACCCAAUCCUUGUGUAAACGGCCAGUGCGUGGUCCGUGCGAAUGACUUCUUGUGUAUAUGUGAUGACCCUUUUACAGGAAGACGCUGCGAAAUAAACUUGUGCAUUGAAACUAAGUGCAUAGGCGGAAGAUGUAGAGUAAUUGGAAAUCGAGAAGAAUGCAUAUGCCCUGUAGGACACCAGCUUGCAAAUGGAACAUGCACAAAAACAUUUUGUGUGGAGAAAAAAUGCUACGACGGUGAAUGUGUGAUUCAAAAUGGUGUUGAAAUUUGCAUAUGUCCUGAGGACUAUGUUGCUGAAGGAAACGAAUGUCGAAAAGUAAAAUGUUCGCAGAAAAGCUGCAUCGGAGGCUCUUGUAGAAUCAUACGGGGUAACAUCGAAGAUUGCGUUUGUCCUUUCGGUCAUGUAUUGAUUGGAGAUACGUGCACAGUUACUUCUUGCACUCCUAGAACAUGUUAUGGGGGACGAUGUGAGAAGAGAGAAGAUAAACUUGUAUGCAUUUGUCCGGAUGGAUUCCAUCUGGAAGGGGUUGGAUGCAUUGAAACUACUUGUAAAGAACAAAAUUGCUUUGGAGGAAAAUGCCGAGUAUUAAACGGAAAGGAAAUCUGUACUUGUUUGGAUGGACAUGUUCUCAAGAAUGACCAAUGUCAAAAAGUGAGAUGUGUUGAAAAGCACUGCUUUGGUGGAAAAUGUGAUGUAGUGGAUGGGGAGGAAGUUUGCUCUUGUCCUGUAGGUUUUCAAGUGCAAGGAGAUGUUUGCAGAGAAAUCUAGUACGAUUGAUUCAGUUUCCCAUGAAGGAAAAAUAAUGACUCUCUUGGAGAACUACGUUGUUUACAUACAAACCAAUGAAACCAUAUUGAAAUGUGAUUGUAUAAUAUAAAUUUAAUAAAUAAAUACUAUUUAUAAUAAAAAAUAUUAAUUUA